AUGUUUGCGGUCGAAACAAUUCGUCGUACUGGAGUCAUCGUAUGCAUCCUUUCUUUCGUGUCGAUGGCAAUCCUUCUCGUCACCGUCAUGAACAUCUAUGAACGAGCAAACACUUUUCACUCCGAAGCCAUGGCACGCAGCCAAGCAUUUGCGAAGAAGUCGCAAGUAAUUUGGGCAGAGAUGAGCGAAAUAAAUCGUGUACAUCGAAUUCCCAGAGAUUAUGGCAGUGUAUCUACAGCAGAGGAGUUGAAGAAAGGAGUUCUGCACAAGUGCAGC
Messenger RNA from Strongylus vulgaris, 276 nucleotides. Lineage: Eukaryota; Metazoa; Nematoda; Chromadorea; Rhabditida; Strongylidae. The record is from the annotation of a GenBank genome assembly.